CAUCAACCAAACUCCAAAUAUUAACACCUCAUAUUCAUAGUCAGAGCAACAUACAACAAGCUUUAAGAACAAAAAGACACAUACAACAAGCUUUAAGAAUAAAAAGACACAGUAGGCGAUGCAGGCCAUGUUCUCAUCAUAAUAAACCAACAAAAUGGCAAAAAUAGAUCAUUAAGGAUCACUAACAAAUAAUUAACUAAUUCACAUCGAGUUGAAAAACUUAGCAAGAUAGUGCCAUUUCCUUGUGCCAAUGAAAUCAAACAAGUUCUAAGUUCUUGCCAAUUGAAGUUGUAAACAAGGGGAUUAAAAAUAUUGCAUGCAUAAUAAACUAAUGUGGCCGGAAGGAAUCUUUAUGUGAAGUUUGGCAGCAUAUAUAUAUAUUAGCUAUUGGUUGCAGUAAUACAAAAGCCUUUGCUGGAAUUCAGGUUUCAGAAAAUAGAGUGCUAUGGAACUACUCAUCUUACCAGCUGCUGCGCUGGUAUUGCUGAUGGUUGUGUUAAGCUUGUUUAUAUGGCUGCUCUUGCAACCACACAGAGGAGAGAUAGAAAAGAUACCUGGAACCAUGGGUUGGCCAAUUGUUGGGGAGAGUUUCUCCUUCCUGUCUGACUUCUCUAGUCCAUCUGGAAUAUUUAGCUUCAUGAGAAAUAGGCAGCAGAGGUAUGGCAAAGUGUUUAAAACCAGUGUGCUAGGGAGGUUUACGGUGUUCAUGACCGGAAGGGAUGCAGCCAAAAUAUUGUUGUCCGGAAAAGAUGGAAUGGUGAGCUUGAAUUUGUUCUAUACUGGGAAGCAAGUUUUAGGGCCACAAAGCUUAUUGACAACUUCUGGAGAGGAGCACAAGCGAUUGCGGAGACUAAUUGCUGAUCCGCUAUCGGUUGAUGCCCUGAAAAAAUACUUCCAAUUUAUUGAUGAUCUUGCCAUCAGGACAUUAGAAGGGUGGACUGGACGUACUGUGUUUGUGCUUGAAGAAGCAUCCACGUUCACUCUAAAAGUUAUAGGCAAUAUGAUAAUGAGUUUAGAGCCAGAAGGAACUGAGCAAGAGAACUUCCGUGCAAACUUCAAGAUAAUAUCAUCCUGCUUUGCAUCUCUGCCAUUUAAAAUUCCAGGGACAGCAUUCUAUCGAGGUCUAGAGGCAAGAAAUCGGAUGUAUGCAAUGUUGGAUAAUAUAAUAUCUAGGAGAAGAAGUGGCGAAGAUAUUCAGCAUGAUUUCUUGCAAACACUGUUAAGAAAGCAUAGCAGAGCAGCCGGGGAAACUGAUGAAGAUUCAGAGAAACUUACAGAUUCACAGCUGAAGGACAACAUUUUGACUCUGCUGGUUGCAGGCCAUGACACCACAACAUCAGCUCUUACAUGGCUUGUCAAGUUCCUAGGAGAAAAUCCUGAUGUUCUGCAGAAACUCAGAGAAGAACACAAAGGAAUUCAAGAAAAGAGAAAUGGUGGAAUGCAUCUCACCUGGUCAGAAGUCCAUACAAUGCCUUACACAAACAAGGUUAUCAGUGAGACACUUCGCAGAGCUACAAUCUUACCUUGGUAUUCCAGAAAAGCUGCACAAGACUUCAAUAUUGAUGGGUAUGAUAUUAAAGAAGGAUGGUCUGUCAAUCUUGAUGUAGUCUCCAUUCAUCAUGAUCCAAAAUUUUUCCCAAAUCCUGAGAAGUUUGACCCUUCAAGAUUUGAUGAACCUUUAAAACCCUUCAGCUUCUUGGGAUUUGGUAGUGGACCACGCAUGUGCCCAGGGCUAAACUUGGCCAAACUGGAGAUCUGUGUUUUCAUCCAUCAUCUAGUCUGCAGAUACAAGUGGAUUCCUCUGAAAAAUGAUGACUCUGUCUGUCCAACACUAGUUCGCAUGCCAAAGAGCAAAUACCCAAUUGCUGUUGAGGCUCUAUAGAAAACUUUCUUCUAGUGUUAUAAAUGUACAUGAAAUAAUGAGUUUGAAUAGCAGCCUCCUGUUUGGUUGGCAUGCUGCAAAGAUCCUUG
Molecule: messenger RNA, 1971 nt
Organism: Dioscorea cayenensis subsp. rotundata (Guinea yam)
Lineage: Eukaryota; Viridiplantae; Streptophyta; Magnoliopsida; Dioscoreales; Dioscoreaceae
Product: abscisic acid 8'-hydroxylase 3-like
Biological process (GO): sterol metabolic process; brassinosteroid biosynthetic process; multicellular organism development
Molecular function (GO): monooxygenase activity; heme binding; iron ion binding
Source: RefSeq, a predicted model, not a curated record